This is a messenger RNA of Oryzias melastigma (Indian medaka), 1319 nucleotides long. It is a transcript of the gene prl, whose product is annotated as prolactin. Gene Ontology annotation, molecular function: hormone activity. Gene Ontology annotation, biological process: response to nutrient levels; positive regulation of cell population proliferation; positive regulation of receptor signaling pathway via JAK-STAT. Bases 69 to 707 code for a protein of 212 amino acids. Gene Ontology annotation, cellular component: extracellular region. The record is from RefSeq and is a predicted model, not a curated record. NCBI's taxonomy places the organism in Eukaryota, Metazoa, Chordata, Actinopteri, Beloniformes, Adrianichthyidae. The transcript has 5 exons.
UGGCAAAAUGGAGCAAAAACACCAAGACGUCGGCGAGUUAAAGACCGAGGAGGAACACGAAGGAAGAGAUGGCUCAGAUGGGAACCAGAGGACAACUUCUUGCUUUCUUGACCGUUCUGUGCUCGGCGCUGAUGUGUAAAGCCGUGGACAUCCCUGACCUGCUGGACCGGGCCUCCCAGCGCUCCGACAAGCUGCACUCACUCAGCAACAUGCUGGCUAAAGAGCUGGAGUCUGGUUUCCCCACCAUCGCCCGGGUGACGAUGCCCCGUCCGGCCAUGUGCCACACCUCCUCUCUGUCCACACCCAACGACAAAGAGCAGGCUCUGCAAGUAUCAGAGUCGACCCUGAUCUCCCUGGCUCGCUCGCUGCUCAAAUCCUGGCAGGAUCCCGUGAAAGUCCUGUCCAACUCUGCUAACUCGGCUCCUCACCUCGAGGGCAGCCUUUCCAACAAGCUCCAGGAGCUGCAGGAGCACUCCAGGAACCUGGAGGACGGUCUGGAUAUACUGUCUGGCAAGAUGGGUCCUGCGGCGCAGAUCCUCUCCACCCUGCCCUACAGAGGAGGCGACGAUCUGGGUCAGGACAAAAUGUCCAAACUAAUUAACUUCAAUUUCCUGCUGUCCUGUCUUCGCCGGGACUCCCACAAGAUCGACAGUUUCCUGAAAGUCCUGCGUUGUCGUGCAGCAAACAUGCAGCCCAAUCUGUGCUAAAGUCCAGCCGGCCUGCAUGACUCCCUGGGAGGAUCGUCUUGUUCUGCCUGCCAGAAAUCGAUUAGAACAUCACCUCUGAGGUGAUGAGGUUACUGGACGGCAUUAUAAGCUUUCAGAGGAGGGGAAAAAGGAGGAGAAAAAAGCCCAUCUGUGUUAUUACUGUAGUUUUAGAGAAAAAAAAGUAGUAACAAAUAAUUAUGAUGCCAAAAAGAAAUGAGAAGUGUGAUAAAAGGGAAUGGACUGAUAGAGAUAAAGGGACAUUUUGGAUCAUGACCUUCCUUACUGAAGCACUUUGACUGAUCCAAAUUAUUCCAGCUGGUCUGACUCUGACCUAUCCUCAGCGUGGUCAUCAGCUGUGGUCGAUACCUGUCAGACCGGAGUCAGCUCUCCUCCUUUUGUCCGUCUUUGAACAUCAUUCUCCCAAAGUUACGUGGCCAAAUAAGCAAGCAGGGAUUCAGGGCUUCUUCUUCUUCUUCUUCUGUUUCUUCCCAACAUGCUCGACCCAUGACCCACUGCAGCAUUUGCACUUUAAACCCUUACACACCUUGAAUGCCUUUCAAUGGAAACGUCUCUUUUAAACCUGUUAUCAAUAAAAAUGAUUUCUUGCGCAAA